GGUUUUAGUUUCUCUCUUCUCAUCUCUGCUGAUCUCCCAAACCCUACAUCCCAAAGCAAGGAGGAAGAAGAAAUUAGAGAUGGCGAGGAUUAAGGUUCACGAGCUUAGGCUGAAGAACAAGGUGGAGCUGCUGGCGCAGCUGAAGGAUCUGAAGGCGGAGCUUGCUCUGCUGCGCGUGGCGAAGGUCACUGGAGGCGCUCCCAACAAGCUUUCGAAGAUCAAGGUGGUUAGACUGUCGAUCGCGCAGGUGCUGACCGUGAUUUCUCAGAAGCAGAAGUCUGCGCUCCGAGAAGCGUAUAAGAACAAGAAGUACUUGCCUCUUGAUCUCCGCCCUAAGAAGACUCGCGCUAUCCGCCGCCGCCUCACCAAGCACCAGGCAUCUUUGAAAACAGAGAAGCAGAAGAAGAAGGAGAUGUACUUCCCUCUAAGAAAGUAUGCUAUCAAAGUUUAAGUUCUUUGUUUUAAGGGAUUUUGUUUCUGUUGCUCAAUCUUAAGGAAUGACAAUUUUUUGUUCGAGUCAACUCUAUAUUUGCAAUUAGUUCAAUGGUGAUAUUGAGACAUGAAAUUUUUAUGCA
Salvia hispanica is the source of this 575-nucleotide messenger RNA. RefSeq names its product large ribosomal subunit protein uL29. Lineage: Eukaryota; Viridiplantae; Streptophyta; Magnoliopsida; Lamiales; Lamiaceae. The record is from RefSeq and is a predicted model, not a curated record. Gene Ontology annotation, biological process: maturation of LSU-rRNA from tricistronic rRNA transcript (SSU-rRNA, 5.8S rRNA, LSU-rRNA); translation. Gene Ontology annotation, molecular function: structural constituent of ribosome; mRNA binding. Gene Ontology annotation, cellular component: ribosome; cytosolic large ribosomal subunit.